Messenger RNA from Zea mays, 1629 nucleotides. RefSeq names its product GLABROUS1 enhancer-binding protein-like. Lineage: Eukaryota; Viridiplantae; Streptophyta; Magnoliopsida; Poales; Poaceae. The record is from RefSeq and is marked validated. The transcript has a single exon. Gene Ontology annotation, biological process: regulation of DNA-templated transcription. Gene Ontology annotation, cellular component: nucleus. Bases 133 to 1419 code for a protein of 428 amino acids.
GCUCGGCCCAGCAGAGGGAGCAUCGCAAUUCACACCAGCGCAGCGCGACGAGGGGAAGAGGAGUUUCUCAGCCGCAGUCGCCGAACCACACGCCGCCGAGGCCGUAGGCGCGCUUGCUGUCCCGCCGCCCGCAUGGCACCGAAGCGCCCGGCCGCCGCAGCGGCGGCGGCCUCGGGGUCGGCGUCCGAGGCAUCCGACGCGGAGGCGGACGUGGGCCACCAGCCGUCCUCCCCAUCCCCGUCCAAGACGCCGCCGACCAACCCUAACCCUAAGUCCGCUGCCGCUGGCCCCGCCGAGGACUCCACCGCGGCCGGAUCCGACUCCGAGGCCGCGUACGACUCUGACGCGGACCACCGCCCCGCGCACCGGAAGGCGGCGGUAGCGGCGUCCCCAUCGCGCAAGCCCAGGAGCCCCAGGCCGCGCUCCCGCUCCCGCUCCCCGGACGCAGCCUCGUACUCCGACGGCGCGGCCUCAGAUGCCGACGCUGACCCUGCCGCCCGAGACGGCGCCGACUCCGCCGACGACGGCAACGCCUCUCCGCUCGCGCUCCCGCGCCUAUCCCGCGCCGAGGCUGCCGCCAUCAAGCCCCUCAGCUCGCGCCCCAUGGAUCCGCCGCGCCGCUCCAUGGUACACUCUUUCUCCGAGCUGCGCUCGAAGCGCCCCCGCAGCGCCGCCGUCCCGUCAUCCGUUGAGCAGCUCAAGAGGCCGACGCGGCUCUGGAGCCUCCGUGACGAGAUCGUCAUCCUGCGGGGCUUGGUCACGUACCGCGCCAAGCGUGGGGUCCUCCCCGGCGCCAUGUAUGACAUUUCUAUGUUCCAAGGCCACAUCCAGAGCGAGCUCAGUGUUAACGUAACCCCCACGCAGCUCAGUGACAAGGUACGGCGUCUCAAGCAGAAGUACAACCAGCUUGCGUCCCGUGGCAAGAACGGGCGGGAUCCAGACUUGCCCACCCAGCAUGAACAGAGUGUUUAUGAGAUUGGCAAGAAGGUAUGGGGAACAAGUACGGGUGGUGAUGGGUAUGAGAUUGGUGGUGACAGCCAAGAGGAGCAUGAAAUUGGAGAGAGUGACGAGGAUGUGGAGAGUGGGUGGGAUGAACGUGCCCGCAAGAACAGGAGGCUGAUGCCAAUCACUAUGGCAAAUGGACACGGAUCUGGGUUCGGGGCUGGCAGAGGGAAGUUUGAUGUUGAGAAGGGAAAGGAUGCUUAUCCAUACCUUUGGGAGACUGUAGAGGAUCUGUCAAAGGAGCACCCGAAUGGGGUAGCAUUCAAGAAAGCCUUUGAGCUGAUCGAAGGCGCCAGAGCGCGUGGGAUGGAGGAGAAGCUACGAAAAUUCAGGCUGACAGAGAUCAGACACCAGCUGCGACGUAUGGAAUUGAUGAAGGAGACAGUGAAGAUGGUGCUUGAUGCGCUGGAAGGUUGACUGAGUAAUGAUCUUCUGGUGGGUGAGUUGUGCAAUGUUUAAAGGAGCAAUCAGUGUCUUCUUUUGUUUCUAGAUAGAGUUUCUGUGACUGAAUUACUUGACUUGCAUAGACAAGUUGCACUUGUGUCUCUUGGGUGCUAACUUUUGCAUUAUAUGGUAUACAGUUUCUAUGCUCACUUAAGUUUGGUUACUUAAGUUCGGUUUGAUGCA